UCAGGUGGUGCCCAGUGACCAGGCAGAGUGGAUGGAUAAAAGGAGCAGGCUGGACACAUGCAGGUCGUCUCAGGGAUGGCAGUCUGGAUUCAAGACACUGGGAAUAAAGAUUACGAGAUUUUACAAAUAGCGACUUGUGCCUUAUAAGACUCAUAAUGUUACCCAAAAACUGAAAACAUGAACGAGGAUCUGUAAUAUCGCUGUUUUAGAACAGACUGACAGUAGUAAUGGAAGUCUUGUAUGGUUAUGGGAUCAGCAGUACGUUAUACCUGCAGAUGCAUUAUGGACAUGCCCAAAGCUGGUUUGCAUUAGUAUCUACAAUGGCUGACCUGCGUACAACAUUUUUAUACUUUUUUCCCAUUUGGUUUCAUCUACAAUCAGCAGUGGGAGUGAAGCUGGUCUGGGUUGCUGUUGUGGGAGACUGGCUCAACUUAGUCCUCAAGUGGCUUAUGUUUGGCGAGCGUCCUUAUUGGUGGGUUAAAGAAACUGUUUAUUAUGGCAACUUGACCGUGCCACAAAUCAAACAGUUCCCCAUGACAUGCGAGACCGGCCCUGGAAGUCCCUCCGGUCACGCGAUGGGAGCUGCAGGGGUUUACUAUGCCAUGCUCACAUCACUGCUGACCGUUUUGCAGGAAUGUGACCCCCUAAAAAGAUGGUGCUUGCAGGGUCUUCUUUGGGCCCUUUUCUGGGGUGUGCAGGUUUGUGUCAGUGUUUCUCGAGUCUUCAUUGCAGCUCAUUUCCCACAUCAAGUCAUUGCAGGAGUUGUUUCGGGAAUCGCUGUGGCCAAGGCUUUUAAUAGAGUGUCCUGGAUCUAUUCAGCAAGCUUGAAGAGUUAUGUGCACACCAUCCUCAGUCUUGUGUUUAUUGUGCUGGGGCUUUAUGCAUUGUUGGAUGCUGCUUCAAUAGACCCCUACUGGAGCUUAAUGAAGGCACAGAAGUGGUGCAUUCAGCCUGAAUGGGUCCAUCUGGACACCACACCUUUCGCUGGCCUCCUCCGCAACACCGGGGUCCUGUUCGGCCUAGGGCUGAGCCUCCAUUUGCCUAUUCAUGGUGAUCUGCAAAGAAACAGGAACUUUGGAAACAGCGCCGUUUACAGGCUGACCUGCACAGCAGCAACACUGCCACUUCUGAGCCUCUUAGACUCCUUCAGACCUCCCACAAGCACUCGAGCGCUCUUCUAUACACUGUCUUUCUGGAAGAGCGCCACUGUGCCUCUAACCACAAUAAGUUUUGUACCUUACUGCAUAAGCACAUUAGCAAAUGUAUACCACAGAAUGAAAGCAUAUUAAACUCGGAAAACACAUGCUGAGAUUUUAAGUCUGCCUUUAAGUCUAUAUUAGCCAUUUCCCUCACUUAGUUUGUUUUAAAAUCUUUCAAUGUAAGUAUUAUAAAAAAAAAAAAAAAAAAAAAAAAGAUUACUUGAUAUGUCUUGAUUUUAAUGUAUGCAAACUGAAUUAAGCAGAGAUAUCAUCAGGAAUAUUCAAUGUUGCAUGUGACCCUGGAGCACAAAACCCAUCUUAAGUCACUUUGUUAUAUUUGAAGCAAUAGCCAAAAAUAUAUUGUAUGGGUCACAAUUAUUGAAUUUUCUUUUAUUCCAAAAAUUAUUAGGAUAUUAAGGUAAAGAUCAUGUUCCAUGAAAAUAUUUUGUAAAAUUCCUUACGUAAAUAUAUAUAAACUACAUUUUUGAUUAAUUAACAAAAAUUUACACUGGUUUUGUGGUCCAGGGUCACAUAUAUAUAAUGUAAAAUAUUAUAUAGAGCAAUACAUAAUAUAAAUGUGUCAUGAUGAAAAGAGAUCAAAGAGCUAUAAUUAUAUAAUUUAGAUAUAUUUAUGCCGUGAUAUAUUUUUGUUUCAUCAUUUUUCUAAUUAUUUGUUUGUGUUUUUAUUAGUUUUUUGUUUGUUUGUUUGUUUGUGUUUUAUCAAACUUAUAAUAAACUGUUCAAUGACAGGUUUAGUUGUGACAACUUGCCCCAUAUAAUGUGACAACAUGCCCCUCUAUAAUAGACAAAUGCUGUCCAAUGUGCCUAAAGAGACACUGAUAA
Molecule: messenger RNA, 2042 nt
Organism: Carassius gibelio (silver crucian carp)
Lineage: Eukaryota; Metazoa; Chordata; Actinopteri; Cypriniformes; Cyprinidae
Gene: g6pc1b
Product: glucose-6-phosphatase catalytic subunit 1b
Exons: 5
Coding region: 228-1289 (353 amino acids)
Biological process (GO): gluconeogenesis; glucose 6-phosphate metabolic process
Cellular component (GO): membrane
Molecular function (GO): glucose-6-phosphatase activity
Source: RefSeq, a predicted model, not a curated record